Messenger RNA from Penicillium argentinense, 1509 nucleotides. Its product is annotated as glycoside hydrolase family 71 protein. Gene Ontology annotation, molecular function: glucan endo-1,3-alpha-glucosidase activity. Gene Ontology annotation, biological process: mating projection tip cell wall disassembly. NCBI's taxonomy places the organism in Eukaryota, Fungi, Ascomycota, Eurotiomycetes, Eurotiales, Aspergillaceae. The transcript has 4 exons. The record is from RefSeq and is a predicted model, not a curated record. Bases 1 to 1509 code for a protein of 502 amino acids.
AUGGAUGUACCUAUCCAACUGAAUUCGCUCGCCCCCGAUGCCAGCUGCACGGAUCGCUUGGUUUUCUGCCAUUUCAUGGGUCUCCCAACUUACACUAUUCAGAUUGGCAUUGUCAGUAAUCGACAGAAUCCAACCGACUAUGAUGGUGACAUGCAACAAGCACGGGAGUACGGCAUUGAUGCAUUCGCCCUGAACAUCGGCACAGACUCCUAUACCGACAGCCAGCUGUCUUUCGCUUACGAUUCUGCCGCUAGAAAUGAUAUGAAAGUGUUUAUCUCGUUUGACUUCAACUGGUGGCGUCCAGACCAGGGUAGCGAUGUCGGAGUCAAAGUUCGCCAAUUCGCUGAUCAUCCCGCUCAACUCAUGGUUGACGGCAAAGUGUUUGUAUCCUCCUUCUGUGGCGAUGGUGUCGAUCCCGAUGCAAUUCGAAAUUCUGCCGGUAGAGAGAUCUUCUUCGCACCAAAUUUCCAUCCUGGCCAGGGCGAUUUCGGUAAUAUUGAUGGUGCCUUGAACUGGAUGGCGUGGGAUAGUAAUGGACAGAACAAGGCUCCGACUGAAGGAAACGCGGUAUCUGUGGCGGAUGGUGAUGAUGCGUAUGUACAACGGCUCGGUGACAAGGCAUACAUUGCGCCCGUCUCUCCAUGGUUCUUUACGCACUUUGGGGACGAAGUCUCCUACAGCAAGAACUGGGUGUUUCCCUCUGACCUGCUAUGGUACCGACGAUGGAAACAUAUUCUGGACCUGAUGCCUCGCUUCGUGGAAAUUAUCUCAUGGAACGACUACGGCGAGUCGCACUACAUCAGUCCCUUAUCGUCACCACACACAGAUGACGGCUCAUCGAAAUGGGUGAUGGAUAUGCCUCACAAAGGCUGGCUCGAGAUGGCCAAACCUUUCAUCGCGGCCUACAAAUCAGGCUCCCCGUCGCCAACCAGCUUCAUUCACGAAGAAAUGAUAGUGUACUGGUACCGCCCAGCCCCCAAAUGUGUCAACUGCGACGCAACCGACAACACCAUGCAGGAAACCACUCCCACUGGCGGGUAUUACUGUCGCGGGAAGCCAGACGGGUGGGAUACAAUGGAGGAUGAAGUAUUUGUCGUGACGUUGCUGAAGGAGCCCGCCCUUGUGAAGGUAUUGUCGGGGCCGAAUACUCGAACCUUGCAAGCGCCGGCCGGUGCGCACGAGUGGUCUGUUCCGAUGGGUGUGGGUACCCAGUCAUUCGAGGUUCGUCGGGGAGAGACUCUUGUCGAGGCUCUCUCCGGGGUCAGCGCGCGAGACAUUGUUGACAGAUGUCCACUUGGUAUCUACAAUUUCAAUGCAUAUGUCGGUACGCUACCUGUGCAUUCUGAACAUGAUCAGUUGGGACGGGAAGGAAUGGCUCUGUUGUUGCAGGGUCUGCGAUCGCCUCUUCCGCCUUGUGAGGAGGUUUCAGAACACCAUGUACCUCCUCGUACUCACUCCCGGAUAUCUUCGCCUCCACCAGAAUCUCCCAGCUGCUGUACCAUCAUCUGA